AUGAGUACAAAAAGAAAACCAACAACCCUCACCUACGCUGAUAAAUUAGAAGCUAUAGAAGCAGUGAAAAAUGGAUUGAAAAGGAAAGAAGUUGCGGCUCAGUUUGGAAUACAUGAAAGUACAUUGUCUAUCAUCAUUAAAAAAGAAGCUGAAAUCUUGAAGAAACAAGAAUCAGGAGAAAGUCUUCAAUGUAAAAGACAAAAAAUUGCCGAAUUCCCUAAUUUAGAACAAUGUUUGUUUACGUGGUUCAAACAGUGUCGAAACGAAAACAUCAGUGUUAGUGGACCCAUACUGAAAGAAAAAGCUGAAGAGUUCGCUAAUUCUCUGAAAAUCAAAAAUUUUAAAGCCAGCAAUGGCUGGUUACAGAAUUUUAAGAAACGGCAUGAUUUAGCCUUUAACAAAAUAUGCGGCGAAAGUGCGAGUGUUAGCAAAUCAAGCCAAGAAUGGAAAUCUGAAUUACAUAAUGUAGUGAAUGAUUAUGAUCCCAAUGAUGUUUUUAACGCUGAUGAAACGGGUCUAUUCUUCAAAUGUCUUCCCGACAAAACAUUAACAUUCAAAAAUGAAAAAUGUCAUGGAGGAAAGCACAGCAAAGAACGACUUACGAUUCUGUUUUGUGCAAAUUCUACAGGCACAGAAAAACUGAAACCUUUAAUUAUAGGCAAGUCAAAAAAACCUCGGUGUUUUGCAGGCCUAAAAUCACUACCCAUGGAUUAUGAAGCCAAUAAAAAAGCAUGGAUGACAGCCGAUCUUUUUAAAAAAUGGCUGAUUAACAUAGAUAAGCAAAUGGUAACUUCAAAUAGAAAAAUUAUCCUAUUUAUCGACAACUGCACAGCACAUGGGGACAUACCACCAUUAAAGGCAGUCAAAGUCCAAUUUCUUCCACCAAACACAACAUCACAACUUCAACCUUUGGAUCAGGGAAUAAUUAAAAAAUUUAAAACAUUAUACAGAAAAGAAGUUGUUAGAAAAAUGAUAGCUGAUAUGGAGCAAAAUACGAUUUCUUCUAUCAAUGUUCUUCAAGCAAUGAGGAUGGCGGACAAAGCUUGGCGAAACGUAACACCCCUUGCAGUAAAAAACUGCUUUAGAACCUGUGGUUUUUCUUCAGAACCUCAAGAAAUCAUUGAAGAGGAAGAUAAUAAUGUGCCUGAAGAAUGGAGUAAGCACAUGUCUGGGUCAAACAUUACUUUUGAAGACUUCGUUACUUGCGAUGAUGACGUAGCCACAGCAGGGACGUUGACAGAGGGAGAAAUAUUGGAAUCAGUAAACAAUUGCAUUGAAAGUGAUAAAGACGAUGAUUUUAAUGACGAGCCACAAACUUCAUCUACAAGUGUAUCAACCAACGAAGCAAAAAAAGCUUUAACAACUGUACGAUCAUUUAUAGAGCAGUGUAGCAACAUAAAAGAUAAUGUAUUCUCCUCUCUAUUUGUCAUUGAAAAUCAAAUCGAUUUAGAAACAGUGAAUUUUUUAAAACGAAAGAAAAUCACAGAUUUUUUUAAGUAG
Messenger RNA from Pieris macdunnoughi, 1500 nucleotides. NCBI's taxonomy places the organism in Eukaryota, Metazoa, Arthropoda, Insecta, Lepidoptera, Pieridae. The record is from the annotation of a GenBank genome assembly.